AGUCGGUUGAGUCGCUGCGUUUGGUCAGUUGCACCUUCUGGGUCACUGGUAGCCGCAGGAGCCGGGUGGAGCCUAGGCGAUGAUCCGGCAUUAAGGAGCUGGGGUCAUCCUCCGUCUCAGGUGGUUUGGGGAAAGUGUAGGGGCAGCCAAAGAUCAUCUGCUUGACUAGGCCCUUUGCCCUGAACCUCAUGAAGAAAUGAUAGGAGGCAGACAUAUGUGCCUAAAAAGAGCGUCGAGCUCAGAGAAGAGCAACUCGGAGUUUUGGGGGUGUGCUUUGAUUUGUGUAUAUCAAUGGCAGAAUCAUCCAGCGAAUCAGAUCACUUCCGCUGUCGUGACCGAUUGAGUCCAUGGGCUGCCAGAUCAACUCACAGGGGAACUCGAAGUCUUCCUACAGUAGAAGUUACCGAGAAGGUCAACACUAUAACAAGUACUUUACAGGAUACCAGUCGGAACCUGCGACAAGUGGACCAGAUGCUUGGACGAUACCGAGAAUACAGUAAUGGACAGGCGGGUGCGAUAGAACAUUUAAAAGAAAGCUUGGAACAAUCAAUCGACCAACUCCGGAGUCAACGUUUAUUGAGAAACUCAGGAGGGAGAAGUAUUUCUGUUACAAGUUUGAGUGCAAGUGACCUUGAUGGUGGCACUGGGCCAGAGAUCCAUCGUUUUCCACCUACCUCACCUCUCAAGGACUAUGGGGAUCCACAGGGUAUUAAACGAAUGAGAUCAAGAACUGGUGUCCGGUUUGUUCAAGAGACUGAUGAUAUGACUCAGCUUCAUGGUUUUCAUCAGUCUCUUCGAGACCUCAGCAGUGAACAAAUUCGCCUUGGAGAUGAUUUCAACAGGGAGCUUUCCAGGAGGAGCCGGUCGGAUGCCGAAACAAAAAGGGCUUUGGAAGAAUUGACUGAAAAGCUUAAUGAAGCCCAGAAACAAGAAGUGGUUUCAGAUCGGGUGGAGCGGCGGCUUCAGGAACUAGAGAGAGAGAUGCGCACAGAAAGGGAGCUGGUGGAAAGACGCCAGGAUCAACUGGGACUCAUGUCCCUGCAGCUACAGGAGGCACUAAAGAAGCAAGAAGCUAAAGCAGAUGAGCAUGAGGGGACAAUAAAAAAUAAGCUAAGACAAACUGAAACUGAGAAGAAUCAACUUGAACAGGAAUUGGAGCUAUCUCGAAGGUUAUUGAAUCAAUCAGAAGGCAGCCGAGAAACACUUUUGCAUCAGGUAGAAGAACUGCGUACACAACUUACGAAAGCAGAGGGUGAUCGAAAGGGUUUACAGCAUCAAGUAUCUCAGAUUUCCAAGCAACAGUCAAACUAUCAGGAUGAACAAGGGGAGGACUGGAGGUUUAGGAGAGGGGCUGAGCGGGAAAAACAGGACCUGGAGAAGCAAAUGUCAGAUUUGAGAGUGCAGCUGAACUUCAGUGCAAUGGCAUCUGAGUUAGAGGAAGUGAAACGGUGCAUGGAGAGAAAAGACAAGGAGAAAGCACAUUUGGCAUCACAAGUAGAGAUUGUAUCAUAUCUAUUGAUUAUCUUUGAGUUUGUGGAUUCUUUCUUCUGCCAACUCAAAUUUCACUUUUGGGGCUUUCCAAAUUUAACACGUGAACUGGAGAAUGGGGAAAAACAGCAACUGCAGAUGUUGGAUCGACUUAAGGAGAUCCAGAAUCACUUUGACACAUGUGAGGCCGAGCGUAAACAUGCUGACCUUCAGAUCUCAGAGCUGACUCGCCAUGCGGAGGAUGCAACCAAGCAGGCUGAGCAGUACCUCAGUGAGCUCCAGCAGUCAGAGGCUCUGAAAGAGGAGGCGGAGAAGAGGAGGGAAGACCUGAAACUGAAAGCUCAAGAAUCCAUUAGGCAGUGGAAGCUUAAACAUAAGAAGUUAGAGCGAGCGUUGGAGAAACAAUCUGAAACUGUUGAUGAACUGACAGGCAAGAAUAAUCAGAUUUUAAAAGAAAAGGAUGAAUUGAAAACCCAGCUGUACGCAGCAUUACAACAAAUAGAGAAUCUUCGAAAGGAAUUGAAUGAUGUCCUAACAAAGCGUGCCCUUCAGGAGGAGGAGCUUCACUCCAAGGAGGAGAAAUUAUGUGAUAUUAAGUCUCAUCAAGCUGACCUUGAAUUGGAAGUUAAGAAUUCCCUGGAUACCAUCCACAGACUGGAAAGCGAAUUGAAAAAGCAGAGUAAGAUCCAAAGCCAGAUGAAAGUUGAGAAAGCUCACUUGGAGGAAGAAAUUGCAGAGCUCAAGAAGAGCGAGGCCCAGGACAAAGCUAAACUUCUUGAGAUGCAAGAGUCCAUCAAGGACCUGAGUGCCAUCCGAGCAGAUCUUGCUAAUAAAUUGGCCGAGGAAGAGAGAGCCAAGAAAGCAGUGCUUAAGGACCUUUCUGACCUCACUGCACAGGCAAAAUCCAGGGAUGAAGAAACAGCUACAAUCAUCACACAGUUAAAGCUGGAACGAGAUGUGCACCAGAGGGAGCUGAAAGAUCUCACAUCAUCAUUGCAGAGUGUGAAAACAAAACAUGAACAGAAUAUCCAAGAGCUUAUGAAGCACUUUAAGAAAGAAAAGAAUGAGGCUGAGAAUCAUAUCAGGACUCUGAAGGCUGAAAGUUUAGAAGAGAAGAAUAUGGCUAAAGUUCAUCGUGGUCAGCUGGAGAAGUUGAAAUCACAGUGUGACAGGCUGACAGAGGAAUUAACCCAGAAUGAAAAUGAGAACAAAAAACUGAAGCUAAAAUAUCAAUAUUUGAAGGAUCAACUAGAAGAAAGGGAAAAACAUAUAAGCAUUGAAGAGGAGCACUUAAGGAGGAUCGAAGAGGCCAGAUUGCAGCUCAAGGAUCAACUUCUUUGCUUGGAGACUGAACAGGAAUCCAUUCUUGGUGUGAUAGGAAAGGAAAUUGAUGCAGCUUGUAAAACAUUCUCCAAGGACUCGAUGGAGAAAUUAAAAGUUUUUUCAUCUGAUCCUGAUAUACAUUAUGACCCACAUCGCUGGUUAGCAGAAAGCAAGACUAAACUUCAGUGGCUCUGUGAGGAACUGAAAGAGAGAGAAAACAGAGAGAAAAAUCUGCGACACCAGCUGAUGCUCUGCAGACAACAACUCAGGAAUUUGACUGAAAACAAGGAAUCUGAGCUGCAGUGUCUCUUCCAACAGAUAGAAAGGCAGGAGCAGCUUCUGGAUGAAAUACAUCGUGAGAAGAGAGAUCUACUCGAAGAGACCCAAAGAAAAGAUGAAGAAAUGGGAUCUUUGCAGGACCGUGUAAUUGCAUUAGAAACGAGUACCCGAGUGGCCCUGGACCAUCUGGAGUCUGUGCCUGAGAAACUGAGCCUACUAGAAGAUUUCAAAGACUUCAGAGAUUCCUGCAGUUCAUCUGACAGAACUGAUGGAAGAUAUUCUAAAUACAGGGUUCGCAGAAAUUCUCUUCAGCAUCACCAAGAUGACACCAAGUACAGAACCAAAAGUUUCAAAGGUGACAGAACCUUUCUGGAAGGUUCCCACACUCAUGGGUUAGAUCACUCAUCAUCUUGGCAGGAUCACAGUCGCUUCCUGUCUAGUCCAAGAUUUUCAUACAUGAACUCAUUUACCAAAAGAACUGUUGCUCCAGAUUCAGCUUCAAACAAGGAAGAUGGCACAAUGAAUGGAACAAGUUCACAACCCAAAAAAGAGGAAUAUGAGAGCUAAAAAAGCAAAUAGGGUGUUUUAAAUAGCGUUUCCAGGAAAGGAAGGCUGGAAGGCUGCUGUCAACCACACUACACUGCUUAAAUCUCGUGGAGCCUUGAUGGUGCAUCAGGUUUUGCUAUGCCUAUCUUCUCUGUAACCCAAGAGAGGGAACAAAGAGCAGCCAGGUGGGGUUAGAUGCUGGGGGCUUAAGCAAUAACUGACUCCAUUUUCUGUUUCUACACUCCAGCCAGUGCCAAGUGAUUUUUUAAAAAUUUAAGUACUUUUCUGCCCUAUCAAAUACAGGGUACACUCUACCGAAAGAAUGCUCUGCUAGUAAAAAGUGUUUUUUGAUUCAAGUAGAAGAAAGGGGGGAAAAAACCACAGGUGUCAGAUGAAGCUGAAGGGAAGUGUCCAGGAAGAGAGAGAGGAAUGGGGAGCUUUUCUUUUGAGUGUCCUAUUAAAAUGUGUGAGUGGAAGUUGGGGGUGGAUUUCAUGAGUAAAUGUGGAAUUUUGCCACCAAAUUCUUUCCUCCAGAGCUAAUAUUCUCAUGGGAUAUUAAUAUUAAUACAAGGAAAAAGGCCCUGGGUGAAGAAAAAUUAUUUUCCCCUUCAGGGGCAGAGUUCUCUCAGGAUGACAGUGAGGUUAAAGAGUUCCAGAAAGUGCUAGUAGAACUUUAAGCACGCUAUCAUUAAUAGACAGAAAAACAGACUACAACCUACUGGAUUCAUUUUGGAAAGUAGAAAAAAGGAACCUGGUAAAAUCAGCCAAAGCAAGGACCUUUCCCCCUACUUAGAACUCACUAAGCUUUCCAUGGUGUGUGGGCCUUUUAGUUCUACUCAUUAUUCAGGCCUAAUUCAGGUCAUCAGAAUAGAAAUGCAUGGGACAGGUGACUGACAUGACUGCAUCUUGGUUUAGAUAUAUAGAUAACACGGCGAGGUGCUUUACAUUUUACGAAUUUGAUCAUAAUUCUUUUAUUUAUGGUUUCUCUGAAUCAUUCUUCUGGAACAUUCUAAAAGAGCCAGAGGAAAAAAAUGGAAGUUUUUCUCAAGCGACUUGACUUAGUGGAUAGCUAAAUGUCCAGUUUCAAAAGCUUAUCCUUUUGAAAUACUUUUAUACUUAUAAAAGUCCAAAGAAACCUUAAUAUGGGCCACAUGACUAUAAUGUAAUUUUUCCAAGGUAGGAAAGGCAAUAAUACUGUAGUAUUAGAAUAUAUGGAUUUUCAUAAGAGCAGCUGUUGUUUCACUAAGGUUUACAUUAUUUUAGGUCCUAGUUUUCUGUUUGGAGGUGUGUGAAUGAGUUCCUUGGUUAAUUUAUUCCCAUUCUCUAUAUUUCUGAUUCUUAAUUGUAUGAUGUGGUUUAUAUUCAUUGUUUUGACGUGAUAGGAAUGCCAACAAUGUGCCUUUGGUUUUCUUAUGCUUAAAAAAUAAAAAAAAAAUAAACAUUAAAUGUAAAAUCA
This is a messenger RNA of Nomascus leucogenys (northern white-cheeked gibbon), 5092 nucleotides long. RefSeq names its product centrosomal protein 128 (gene CEP128). NCBI's taxonomy places the organism in Eukaryota, Metazoa, Chordata, Mammalia, Primates, Hylobatidae. Bases 292 to 3657 code for a protein of 1121 amino acids. The record is from RefSeq and is a predicted model, not a curated record. The transcript has 27 exons.